AUGAAGUUCGCCAGCUGCUUCAUCCAGGGCUCUGCCCUCGCCCUCCUCGCGGGCCUGGGUUCGACCUUUGGCAUCGCCGGCUCCAAGUUGAGCAAAGACAUGCACGAUGCUGCCAUGAUGGGCUUCGACGAGGAGCUUGCCCUGCGUCCAGAGCAGUUCAAGGCCCUGAUGGCCGACAGCAACUUUGCCGGCCCAGUGGCAGAGACCGUUGAUAUGCCAAUUGACCACAAGAGCAACAAGACCGGUACCUACAAGCACCGGUUCUGGAUCAACGAGCAAGACUACAAGCCAGGCGGCCCCGUCUUCGUGUUUGACUGUGGUGAAGCUGCCGGCCAGAGAUACGCAGACAGAUAUCUCUUCAACGAGACCAACUUCUUCAGACAGCUGACCCAGAAGUUCCACGGCAUCGGUAUCAUCUUUGAGCACCGAUACUACGGAGAGUCGACUCCGUACCCGAUCACCGUCAAGACUCCCCCAGAGCACUUCAAGUACCUCGACAACGACCAGGCUCUGGCUGAUCUGCCCUACUUUGCAAAGGACUUCAAGCGGGCUGCAUUCCCCAAGAACGACCUGAGGCCCAAUGCCACUCCAUGGGUGAUGGUUGGCGGCUCGUACCCCGGCAUGCGAGCUGCUUUCACCCGUGACAGAUACCCAGAGACCAUCUACGCCUCCUGGGCCUCGUCGGCUCCAGUGCAGGCCAAGAUCGACAUGGCCGUCUACUACGAGCAGGUCUACAGAGGCCUCGUCGCCUACGGCUGGGGCAACUGCACCAAGGACAUCCAUGCCGCCUACAGAUACAUCGACCGCCAGCUCUCCCGCAAGGACUCCGCUGCUGCCAUCAAGAAGCUCUUCCUCGGCGAGGGAGCAGACAAGGCCAGCAACGGAGACUUCACUGCUGCCCUCAUCGUCGCCUACGCCGGCUGGCAGUCCUCCGGCGCUGACGGUCAGGUCGGCAAGUUCUGCAACUGGCUCGAGGUCGACCCCAAGACCAACAAGACCGCCCCUGCUGAGGGCUGGGCUCCUAAGCUCGGAGACAAGGCCAUGGCCGAACGAUUUGCUGCCUGGCCUACGCUCGCUGAGAUGGUCAAUGCCAAUGCCAUGACCAACUGCAAGCAGACCGACAAGUCGAAGCCGCUCGAGUGCAAGCUCGACAAGCCCAGCGAAGACCCAGACUUCAUCAGCUGGAUCUGGCAGUACUGCAGUGAAUGGGGCUACUACCAGGGCGUCAACUUCCCCCAGCACGCCAUUCUCUCCAGAUACCAGACCAACCAGUACAACCAGGAGUUCUGCUACCGCCAGUUCCCUACCGGCGUCAAGAGCGGAUAUCUGCCCAUCGCGCCGCAGACACACAAGACCAACCGCGCCACCAAGGGCUGGCAUAUGCGCCCAUCCAAUGUCUACUGGAGCGGUGGCCAGUACGACCCCUGGAACACCCUUUCUCCCCUGUCCCAAGAGGACUUUGCUCCUCGCGUCGAGGUCUCCAAGGAGAUCCCGAAGUGCAACGUCUCCACCGGCCCCAAGAAGAUCUUCGGCUACUUAAUCCCCAAUGCUCAGCACGUUUAUGACUUCCGAACCUACUUCGGUCCCGGUCAGGUGUCCAGAGAUCUCUUCCAUGCUGCCUUGGAGGCAUGGCUUCCUUGCUUCAAGAAGCACUAG
Nannizzia gypsea CBS 118893 is the source of this 1656-nucleotide messenger RNA. RefSeq lists its product as hypothetical. The record is from RefSeq and is a predicted model, not a curated record. The coding region runs from base 1 to 1656 and encodes 551 amino acids. Gene Ontology annotation, biological process: proteolysis. The transcript has 3 exons. Gene Ontology annotation, molecular function: serine-type exopeptidase activity; dipeptidyl-peptidase activity. NCBI's taxonomy places the organism in Eukaryota, Fungi, Ascomycota, Eurotiomycetes, Onygenales, Arthrodermataceae.